AUGUCUCUCCCCGCCUUGCCCUCCGACGCCCCAGUCGGCUGUCUCGGUGACACCUUCUAUUCUCCAUACGCCGGCACCACCAGAUUUGAGCAGCUGCCCGUCUCUAAGAAGACAAAGGACGCCCUGCGCCAGUGCAAGUACGUUGAAAUGACAGAUUCACUUUUCAGUUGGUCGGGCUCUGAGUUUUCUCUCUCUCUCCAAACCGACGUAAUGUUCCGAUUGCCGUCUCUGUUUAAUGGGUUAUUCGUAUCUGUUUGUUCUGACCUCUGGGUUUCUUGUUUAAACACUGUUAAUUCUGAGGAUCCUAUCAUGGAUAACAAUAAAGAUGUUGGCAGCGACUUUGACUCUUAUAACAAGCAAUUCACAAUUGACUACAGCUGCCACUUGCGACAAAACAUUUCAGUGUACGUAUACAAUUUGCCGGCAGAGUUCAACUUCGGCCUCCUUGAUCACUGCCACAACCUAAACGUGCACACGGACAUGUGUCCCCAUGUGGCAAACUCCGGACUCGGCCAGCCACUUUUCAACAACAGCGGCGGCUGGUUCGCCACCAACCAGUUCACAGCUGAGAUGAUUUUCCACGCACGCGUCGAAAACCAUCCCUGUCGCACGUGGGAUCCCGCACGUGCUACCCUCUUCUACGUACCUUACUACGGCGGCCUUCACGUUUCGAACAAGUUCCGCGAACGGAACCUGACGGCUCGAGAUGAGCUGGACGUCAGUCUCGUUGACUUUAUUCAAUCCCAGCCUUGGUGGCAAAAGCAUAAUGGUAAGGACCAUUUUAUGGCCCUAGGGAGGAUCGUACGGGAUUUUACCCGGAACAGCGGCGACCGCGACUAUGGAGCCGGCCGUCUUCUAAAUUUUCCGGCUGUAAAAACCAUGUCGUUCUUGAUCAUAGAAAGACAUCCGAGCAAUGGGACAAACCAGUACGGUAUACCCUACCCUUCUUAUUUUCACCCGUCCACGUGGCGGGAAAUGAUAAGGUGGCAGAACAAGGUGAGGAGAUUCAAGCGACCCUACUUGUUUUCCUUCAUUGGCGCGCCCCGAAGGAAGGCGGCAAUUAGGAACCAAUUUAUAAGGCAAUGCGGUGAGUCGGCUCGCUGCAAUCUCUUGAACUGCGGGACGCCGGACGGGCGUAGCAAGUGCAGGCAGCCAAGUGAGGUGCUGAGGGUGAUGACGGAGUCCAGGUUCUGCUUGCAAGCACCGGGUGACUCGUUCACACGGCGGUCGACGUUUGACUCGGUGCUUGCGGGUUGCAUACCUGUUUUCUUCUCGCCCCACUCGGCGUACACGCAGUAUGCGUGGUUUUUACCGGAGGAUAGAAGCUCCUACUCGGUUUACAUAGAUGAGAAGAGCAAAGCAGCUAGAAGAAUAGAGAAGGAGCUCAUGAAAGUUUCGAGCAAGAAGGUGAUGAUGAUGCGUGAAAAGCUUAUAGAUUUAAUCCCAAGUCUCACGUAUGCUCACCCCAAUGGGACUAAUUUUGGGUUUGGGGAUGCAGUUGAUGUUGCACUUGUAUCAUUGGCCAAGCAUGUCAAUAUAAUCAUUAUCUGAUUGUUGAGUUAUUACUGGUAGUGGUAAAGGAGUUAUUUCAUCUGCGAUGUAACUAAGAAAUUUAUGGGGACAAUUUUAUUUGGGGAAGGAUUAAGGAUUAAUACCCCUCACUUGUAUAACAAGCUUUAAAACUAAUUUUGACCUCUUUAUUGAAGUUGUUUACAAGUUUGGACAAUGCUAGGCAUUUUUUCUA
This is a messenger RNA of Malus domestica (apple), 1744 nucleotides long. RefSeq names its product probable xyloglucan galactosyltransferase GT17. The record is from RefSeq and is a predicted model, not a curated record. Gene Ontology annotation, molecular function: glycosyltransferase activity. NCBI's taxonomy places the organism in Eukaryota, Viridiplantae, Streptophyta, Magnoliopsida, Rosales, Rosaceae.